Molecule: messenger RNA, 961 nt
Organism: Salvelinus namaycush (lake trout)
Lineage: Eukaryota; Metazoa; Chordata; Actinopteri; Salmoniformes; Salmonidae
Exons: 4
Coding region: 203-961 (252 amino acids)
Source: RefSeq, a predicted model, not a curated record
CUCUUUAGUGUAAACGGAAGAGAACAGUAACCAAGAACAAUUUCCACGUUAGCGUUUUUAUUGUUGUUAUUUAGACCUGUAUUAACACCAUGGAACUCAAAAUAUGAUUAAUACUUUCCCCCAGGUAAUGUUUGAUUCGCGUUGGAAAUAGGACUUGGUUGAUAGAUGUUAUCUAGGUAACGCUAGCUAGUAGCUGUUAACAAUGGCUAACUGUAUGGUUUUUCACACUCAAUUAGCCUCCAUCAUGGAGGUGCUAGCGAAUUCAGCCGUUGCAGAGAUCUGUAAACUCGUAGACGACGAUUAUGCAGUGUUUCGUUUGGAAAUAACUCAAAGCCAGAAAGAAAACAGGGCAUUGCGGAGAAAACUACAGCUACUGGAACUGAAGGUGGCACGCGAGCGCGCAGAGAAGACAAUGCGAGAGCGCGUCCUCGCCAGUCGUCCCAGUAGUGUCAAGAUCCUCGACCGAUACAGAGGAAUGGCAAGAGGUGAAGGACAUCUCACUGGAGGCCACAAGAGCUUUGCGAAGCCAGCAGAACACAACUUGUGGAGAGAUGACCAACCCAUAGCUAUAGAUGAGGGGAGUGGAACCUCAACCCAGCAUGUUAUUGUGAUAGAGUCAGCAGAGGCUGCAGGACCUGGGUUCAAGCAGGAGAAGACUGAAGGAGAGGAGAACUCAAGACACAGCAGAGACAUCCAGACUGGCGCAGCGGCUGGAGUGGCGCUCCCUGUAGCCACGGAGGACCUUGCCACCUCCGUCGCACCGCAGGUCAGGACCCGACGCAGCAUCAUGGAGGAGGAGGAGGAGGGUCCAGAGGUGCUGCUGGUGAAGGAGGAGGGGUAUGAGGAGGGUCUGGGGAACCCAGAGGGGACCAUGUUCAUGGAGGACAACCAGACUACACCACCUCCUGAACCCACAGAGGAACCAGCUGAGCAGCACAGGACCACACACAGUCUCACUUAG